Bipolaris maydis ATCC 48331 is the source of this 1596-nucleotide messenger RNA. RefSeq lists its product as uncharacterized. The record is from RefSeq and is a predicted model, not a curated record. Lineage: Eukaryota; Fungi; Ascomycota; Dothideomycetes; Pleosporales; Pleosporaceae.
AUGGCUGACCACAUAUGGGACCAACCCCCUCGCCUCACCACCGCUCCCAUCUUCGACGACCAAGUCUAUCUCGCAGAGGCCCUGGGCCUGCCUGCCCACCAGACAGAGGACGACCUGGAUGCCGAGCUCGUCGUGCUUGCCCGCGACGCUGGCAUCCAGGAUCCCUAUCGCUUCAUGCCUUCGCCAGCAACAGUCUCGCGCGCCAUGUCCACCAUGACGCUCGACAGCGACCAGACAAGUUCGCGCUCGAUGCACUCCCAGGAGACCCAGUCUACGGGCUUCACCUCGGCCCCUUCCCGUACGUCUCGGGACCAUGUCUACUCUACAGACCAUGUCUCGGCCAAGAGGAUGCCUCCAGUCCUUGUCCAGGCUUCUCAGCUGGCAGACAAUUGCCAGCAACCCAUUGAACGUGCAGAGCCUGCCGCUCGACCAUCACUGUCCUCCGGCACGGCCACUUCAUCUUCUGUGACUUCCAAAGCAUCUUCUUCCCAGCACGAGCAUACCCGCAAAAAGCGAGGCUCGGCCCUAUUCUCUUUGCUUCGGAAAGAAGCGAGAUACUUUGCCACCACUGGCCUCCAUUCACGUAAUGUCACAACGCAUGCUCAUAGUUGCCCUUCGGCAUUGCAUCGCAAAGCCCCGGCCAAGUCCAUGUCUGCAGACGAGCUGGGUCUUCUUGCGGGAGUCGAUACCAAAGCAUCAGCUGUAUCACUAGACGCACCGUCACCUCCACAUGAGGGUCCUCAGAUUUCCAAGACAUCUUCUUCAGAAUCCAGCAUGACAGCUCGACAUGUGGACCAAGAACCAACCAGCACUGACUCUGCCCUAGCGUUAGAAGCAUUCAAGACCUUCAGGGUUCAGCAGAAGGAACAAUGGGAUAGAGUGUCGACAUUUGAGAGCAUCCAAAGAAAAGCCCUCGCAGCACACUAUCGAUGCGAACUGGAGCGACUACAAGUAAAUUAUGAGGCCCGUAAGAAGGAACGCAUGAAGCAGCACUUAGAUGAUGUUGAUCGAUUAGAGGAACGGCAGGUGCUAGCUGAACACGACCUCCUGGAAACCCAAGCCCAGGAAACACAAAAUGUAGCGACAGCACUAAAGUAUAUCGAGGCCUACUGCCUCGGAACCAACACCUCACAAGAGCAAACCCACACCGUAACCGAAGAUGACUUCAAAAAGCUCCAUCACCAAAAAAUGCUCCAACAAGGCCUCCCCCGAAAACACACGAGCGCCAUCAACGUCCUCCGCGCGCGCCAAGAAGUUGACUUCAAGCGCCGCCUCGAAACUCAAGAAGCCGAGCUCCGCCAACUAGACCUUGACCUGAAGAAAGAAGAAUCCGCCAAGGAAGCAGAAUACAAAAAAGACGUCGAACACCUCGAAUCCCUCAUUGAAGCCCGCAGAAGACGUCUCCAGCAGCGAUGGGAGCUCCGCUUUGAAAUGUGGAGGCUCGACUGGCAGAAUCAGCACAAGAUGACAAUUGUGCAUAAGCUGGAACACGAAGAGUGGCCGCAGAGGGCCAGAGAAGGAGACGAGGGAGAAGAUGACGUCAGUGCGAUUCCUGAUGCAAGUGCUUUGGCGCAAUUUGCGAAAGUGGCUGCGUAA